This is a messenger RNA of Pelagomonas calceolata, 1651 nucleotides long. The record is from the annotation of a GenBank genome assembly. Lineage: Eukaryota; Pelagophyceae; Pelagomonadales; Pelagomonadaceae.
AGUGGGCAGCGCCCGCGUGGGCGGCGCCCCCAGCAGACGGUCGUGACCGACCGAGGGCAGCGCCUGCGUGGGCGGCGCCCCCGAGAAGAUGAUGCGCUACGCUUUGCUGGUGGCGCUCGUCCGGGCGAGCAGCCACUGGCUCGACGCCUACGAGCAGCGGGGCUACUUCGUGCUGCCGCGCGUCUUCUCGGGCGCGCGGCUGAUGCACCUGCGGGCCGCGGUCGCGCGGUACCUCCGCGACCACGGGAAGGAUCAUGAGUACAUGAUGCGCGGCGAGAAGCUGGGCGGCUGGUGCGCGUCAGUGCAUAAAUCAAGUCGUCGCGUCUCCGCGCGGCCGUGUUAUCGCGGAGACACACAGGUUCGUGCCCGGCAUCGAGCGCAUCGACCAAUUAAAAAUCUUCGAGGCCGAGGUCGCGAGGGACGAGCGGCUGGCGAGGAUAUUAAGAAGAAUACUGGGAGACGACUUUAAGCUCCUGGAACGGAGCGAGAUCUACGUGUCGAGGAUCGGCAACUGGCACUCCGACGACUUGUACGACGCCUUUGAUUUGUACGCGACAUCAUUACCGUACGUCGCCGAGGAGUGGUGCCCGCCGACGGGCCCGAAGAGGCCGCCGCCCCUCGCGAAGCCCAACACGCGCGCCGCCCCGCCGAAGGACGACGACGAGCUCUGCGCGCAGGGCAUGGAGUAUGGCUUCGGGAAGGCGACGACGUUCUGGGCGGGCGAAGGCACCGCCCACGAGCGGCGGGUGACGACGGUCGCCGUCUACCUCGAGGACCACGCCGACAACGAGGGCGGGCUGUCCGUGGCGCCCGGGAGCCACCGGAACGCGAGCGUGCACGGCGACACCGUCGCGCGAUUGGAUCCGUGGAGCCCGUCGCACCGGCCCGAGGCCGAGACGCCCUUCGAUUUGAUACGGAGCGGCGCGGGCGACGCCGUCGUCUUCGACUCGCGGCUGGUGCACCGGGGCCCGCGCGACGACGUCGCCGACUUCAAGCGGGAGCUGAGCCGGUCGAGGCGGACGGUGGCGACCUGUGUGGAAACCAACCAGUGCGUCGGGUGCACCCGACAAUUCUUCACUAAGUCAUUCCUCGGCGAUGACGCUGCCGUGCUGGCUCCGUCGAGCGGUGAGGAACCGGCACCGCCACGCCAUCGAGCACGCGCAACGCGCCGUAAAAUUUUGAUUUCCACACAGGUGGCGACAUUUUCGUUCGGGCGGAACAACGCAGUGUCCGAGGCUGUGUGGAAAUCAACCAGUGCGUCGGGUGCAAUUCUUCACUAAGUCAUUUCCCGGCGAUGACGCGGCCAUCCUGGCUCGGUCGAGCGGUGAGGAACCGGCAUCACCACGCCAUCGAGCAGGCGGCGCGUCGAUGGCGUGGAGGUCGACGCGAAGAUUCAGCACGAACGCGCCGUAAAAUUUUGAUUUCCACACACAGGUCCGAGGCCUUCUCGCGGGGCAUGCGCUUCCGCACGGACAUGCUCUUCAACGGCAGCAUCUGCGGCGCGCAGCGCGACAAGAAUGGGGAUCCGGACUUCGGCGCGCCGUGCGCGUUCGACGCCGUCCGCGAGGACCUGGCGCGGCGGCCGCUGCGGGGCGUGCCGGACGGGAGGCCGUUCCUCGAGGCCCGCCGGGACCUGGCUCGGAGGCGAUGA